CUUGUCUCUCACAUGUUCCCCACGCGGCCCGCUUCCCUUGAGCAAGCAAUCAAUGCCCCCCUCCCCUCCUCCGCCUCCUCCCUCUCCUCUCUGCUCUCCUCUCCCUGUACAUCGCCCAAGACCGGAAAACCUGGUUUUGCUUCGCAAAGACCACUCAACAAAACUCAGACACUCGCUCUCAUUCGCAAUCACUCUCUCCCGCCCAUGGCCGACCGGAUGUUCUGGCAUUCGGUUCAAUAAGCGUAGACCUGAGAAGAAAGGAACAGGGAAAAACUUUGGUAGUCCGUCCUUCCGCUGGAUCUACUGGCCGAACGAACCCGUUGAUACCUUCUCCCUUCCCCCCCAGCAACCAAUAUACAGCCGGAAGGUCAAUUCAAUGGGCUAACCGUGGUUUGUCCGAUUGCUGGCCAGCGGAGCUUACCAAUAUAGUUUCCUGCCCGCUCUCAAACCCGCUCACUCAAGGUCUCCACUACGGACGACACUACAAUUCAGCGACUGGGC
Messenger RNA from Aspergillus japonicus CBS 114.51, 501 nucleotides. RefSeq lists its product as uncharacterized. The coding region runs from base 53 to 385 and encodes 110 amino acids. Lineage: Eukaryota; Fungi; Ascomycota; Eurotiomycetes; Eurotiales; Aspergillaceae. The record is from RefSeq and is a predicted model, not a curated record. The transcript has a single exon.